AUGGUAAUGGCCGCCGCUAUCGAGUCCGCAUUUAAGGAUGAAUUCCGCAUUCGGUUGCUCACUUUUCACGAAACUUCUCUGCGAUCGGGUAGUUUUGUUGCUGAUUUUCGAAUGGAGCUCAACUCAAGACAGACUUUAGAAGAUAUGGUUAAGUGGACCCCAACGGAACGCGAGUUGCGCGCGUUGUCUCAGGUCGGUCAAACUAUUGCGUCUAAUGCGCAACCCUUUGAGGUCCUAGAUGCUAGCUCAGAGGGGAUUCGAAGCAUCCUCCAAGACGACUACAGACUAGCAUGGUUACGUAAAGAGGGUGGUUCUACCCCCUCUUCUCUAUAUCGCGUUGGGCAUUAUGUUCAGGUUCACGCCAAGGCGCCUAUGAUUGCCAACUCCUCCCUAAUUGGCCGAUUCUCGAUAACGUCACUGCGGCUCCUGGGGCGAUUUGCGACAGAGCACGUGAAGCCGGACGACUCCCCCCACCAACUCGUUUUCAGAGCCCAGGGAGUAGCCAUGCCAACUGCCUUUUUGACCCACUUCACUACAUUCGAUGUUCUGAUCCGAAGAGCCAGACAACCAAAUGACGCGCUUCCUAACGUCCCGAAUUAUGUGGAGCCUCUGUGA
Hydatigera taeniaeformis is the source of this 615-nucleotide messenger RNA. Lineage: Eukaryota; Metazoa; Platyhelminthes; Cestoda; Cyclophyllidea; Taeniidae. The record is from the annotation of a GenBank genome assembly.